AUGUUUUUUCCACUGCCAGACUUCACCAGAGAUAGAAGACUGCGCGAUGCCCUCGCCUACAUUACCUUCCUUCUCGGCCACGAGGGACCUGGCAGUCUGCUGGCUGAGCUGAAGGAACUCGGCUACUGUACCGUCUGCGACGUGGACUACUUCUUCUACAGUGGCUUUGGCUUCCUCGACAUCGACGUCAACCUGACGCAGGGCAUCACCAAGAACACUGAAAUUGUCCAGUUGCUUUUUCAGUACAUCGGCAUGCUCAAGGCGACGCCGCCUGACAAGCGUAUCUACGAGGAGAUAAGCAAGGUCAAUGAAAUCAAAUUUCACUUUCGUGACAAGCUAAGCCCUCAGUUCUGUGUCAAGUGCAUCUGCUCCAAUCUGCACAUCUACUCAUUUGAAGAUGUCCUCUGCACGCGCGCUCUGAUGGGGCCAUUUGACGCGGACGCCAUUCAAAGCCUGUUCAAGUACCUGGACGUCAACUACCUCAGCCUGCAGGUAAUCAGCCCGAUCUUCAAAACAAAAGGCAUUCCACUGCAGAAGGACCCCAUCUACGGCACAGAGUACGCCAUCAGCAAUAUGACCACCGCUGAGCUGGCCAACUGGGCCAAAGUUGAGCUCAACCCGGCGUUCUUUCUGCCCGCUUCCAAUGAGUUUAUUCCUGAACGCUUUGCGCUGAAGCCAACUGCAAAGCCAGGCCUGGAAAUACCUGAACUGGUGCAGAGUAAUGAGUUUCUUAAAGUGUGGCACCUGAAGGAUAGUACGUUCAAUGUUCCGAAAGCUUUCUACGGGUUCUUCUUCAAGAGUCAACUGGUUCAGGAUUCUCCCUUGAAUUCCAAUUUAAUUGGUCUCUUCAUCAAACUAUUCUACGACUACGUCAAUCAAAAGUUUUACUCCGCUGAUUUGGUUGGCAUCAACUACAACAUCUCCACUAACAAGUUGGGCCUUGAAAUUACCGUUGAUGGUUUCAACGACAAGCUAGACGCCUUUCUACUUGCCUUCGUCAAUGAGCUGAUCAACUUCAAGAUCAACCCAAAGCGAAGUGACAUCGUCUUUGGACUGUACAUAAAUUCACUGAAGGUUUUCGAUACGUAUCCCAUCUCGACUAUGCUGUACAUGUACCAGGAUGUACUUCUCACAGCAAACUGUUGGACCUACGAUGAACUAAUUGAGGCAUUUCCACACUCCACUGAGGACAAAAUUUUGCCGUUGAUGCGCAACAUCUGGGCAAAUUGUCAGGUAGAGGUGCUCGCUCACGGCAACAUUGACCGUGAGGAAGCUGUUCAGCUGGCCCAAAAGGUGAGCCAACUGCUGACCAACUCUAUGAAGCCGUACUCCUCCAGUCUGCACGUUCUCUACGACAACAACCGCGACAUUCACCUGCCCUCGGGAACGAGCGAGUUCGCCAUUACCAAUUCGCACCACGAGAACCACGGCUUUCUGCUGUACCACCAGAUGGGCAUUCUCAAUCUGCAGCACCAGGCGCUGCUCGAGCUAAUGCACCAGAUCAUCAGUGAGCCCUACUUCAAUCAGAUAAGAAUGGCCGAACAGCUGGCCUAUGUUACCUUUGUGUCGCAGAAGUUCACCAGGUCAGGCACUGUGGGGCUGAACAUUCUCAUUCAGUCUGCCUACGAGCUGAAGUACCUGGAGAGCCGUGUGGACGCUUUUCUCAACUCGCUGGAAGAUCACCUGAAGAAGAUGCCACUGGAGGAGUUCAACAAGGAGCGCAAUGCGCUGAUUACGCAGAUCAGCGAGAAGCCCAAGCAGAUGUUUACUUUCUCGUGGAAUCUCUGGAAGGAGAUUCUUCUCAGUCAGUACGUUUUCGAUCGUGACACCAAACUGGUAGCCUACCUCAAGCGCUUCAAACCGAGUGACAUUCUUGAGCUAUAUCGAGGUACACUGCGCACUGACAAUCCACGCUGUCGCCGGCUGCUCAUUACCAUCAAGUCGGCAAAGACAAAGGAGAUGCAGGGCAAGUUUCCCAUCAGCGGCGAGGCAGCGGCACCAAAGCAUGCGGAAGAGAUGCCACUGAAAGAAGCGAAUUCAGGCCGAGGCAACGCUUUACCUCAAACGGGGAAUCAGUCAUCAUCGUCAAUAAAGAGUGAACACAAGGGUCGCAUCAAGAUAAAGCAUAUUCGUAAAUUCAAGUGCGAAUGCAGCCUGUCGCCUAUUCCUAAGAUAAUUAUUGACAAAAUUUGA
Messenger RNA from Rhagoletis zephyria (snowberry fruit fly), 2193 nucleotides. The record is from RefSeq and is a predicted model, not a curated record. NCBI's taxonomy places the organism in Eukaryota, Metazoa, Arthropoda, Insecta, Diptera, Tephritidae.